Molecule: messenger RNA, 2537 nt
Organism: Pelagomonas calceolata
Lineage: Eukaryota; Pelagophyceae; Pelagomonadales; Pelagomonadaceae
Source: the annotation of a GenBank genome assembly
GGGCUGCUCGCGGUCCGCAAGCCAAAAACGCUGGCGCGGCGCGCGUAAACUUAGUGAUUGCUAUUGCUCAGCAGCUGGUUUAUCUAGCACGCAUCGCUGCUCUCGAAAGCGCUGCGAAAUAACGCGCCGCACAGCUGCCUAAAACCUGGGCUACACACCACAGUGCACCAGAUGCGGCGCACAGCGCCAAUGCUGGCCGCGGCGUGCCUGCUCGCGGCCGCGGCCGCGUCGAGCACACCAUUAAUUGGAGGCGACGCCGACGCUAAUGGUUGCAUAGCGUCCGCCGGCUACACGUGGUGCGAGCCCCUAAACAAGUGCAUAAGGAGCUGGGAGAGCGCCUGCGUCGACCUCGAGGAGGAAGAGACCACCAAAGAUGAGAAGGAAGAAGACGAGGAAGAGGAGGAGGAAGAGCGCGUCCUCAAAUUACAUAUCAUCGUCCUCACCGUGAGUUGCCUAGUGGGCGUCUCGUUAGCCUUCGAAAUCACGCACGAGCACCUGCUGGAGCACACGUCGGAGACGAUGCGGCCCAUCAUCGUCGGGUUAUUUGGAGAACUUACCUUGUUAGGCUUUAUUGGACUUACGUUGUUCAUCCUGUUCAAGAUGUCCUGGCCCCACGAACUCUCAGAGUAUUUGUACGGCGACGGCGAGGUCAUUCCCGAGCUCGGUGAAUCAGUACAUAUGGUACUUUUCUUAGUUAUGGUCAUCUUCCUCGCGCAAGCGGUGUACUUAGCUAGACUCGGAGAUAGAGUACUUAACAAGUGGAAGGACUGGGAGGGGUUGAGUGUUGAUCGCGUGUCGGAGCGGACGAUCCGGAAGCAUAAAGUAUUACAAUCAGCAUCAUUGUUGUCGCUGGCCAACACGUCGGACGAACAAGUCGACAGUCUGAUCUUCUCACUUACACGUGACAGAUUUUGCGUGGUCCGCGAUCUGCACCCGGCGGACUUUGAAUUCGCGUCCUAUCUAGGAAUUGCAUUGGGGAGGACUCUGGAGGAGCUCGUAGAGGUACCUGUCAAGUCGUGGGUAUGUCUCGAGAUUGUACUACUCUUAGCGUGGCAGGUCGACGGCUUACUAGGUAAGAGGGACAAGAUGGUCGGCUGGAUUCUGGCGGGCUAUGCGUUGCCGUUGAUGGCCGGACUCGUAUUGGCGAAACUACGACGGAUCCUCGUGCAGCACACGGCUCCGCUCCUAGCCGACGCGGAACAACGGGGCCAACGCGGCUCGCUGAAGGCCAUGACCAAUAGAAGCAUAAGAAGACGCCACGCCCAGGAGGAGCGGUCCUUCAAAAAGAAGGGCGCGAAGAGUCCACCUAGAAGCCCGAAGCGGCCUCCUGAACCGAGGGAAAAGGUUCUGGUCCACGACACGUACCACCACGCCUUUUGGAGUGGCCCUCAUCAAAAAUCAAAAUUUACCUUGGAUGUGUUGAGGUUUGUGCCUCUUGGGGCCGCUAUCUACAUCGCGAUAUUGUUACUCGUACAUGCCCCGGCACUGUUAAAAGGCGAAGUCCUCGCUACUUACUCCAUCUACGUGAGAUUGAUAGUCCUCGUCGUCGCGUUGCUACCUCCAGUACUGUGUACGAUAUACGUGAGAGAAGCUGUUGAUGAUUUCGCGAUCGCGGGCCAUGUCGAAUCUCUGCAGAAUUUGCGGUUUGUGGAGCACGUCAUCCGACGGCAGCGGACCGUCGCGGCCUUUGAAGCUCUCAAAGUGGUCACAUUUCUGAGAAAGCCCGACAUCGUCCGAGCCGCGAUGCAGUUAUCUGAUCAAGCAGGCAAGGACGAGCGGGAGGAGCGGAGCUGGCGGUCGAUCUUCGACGUGUUUGACGAGAACCAGGACGGGAUCUUCGACCGGAGCGAGUUGAGGGUACUACUGACGAAGUUCAGUACAGCAACGGAGGGCAAAAUAACGGAGAUCAUCGAGCUCCUCGAUGAUGAUAAGUCCGGGGAGAUUUCCUUUGAUGAGUUCUACGCCUUCGGGCGUAAACUCGAGAGGUACGUCCGGGAGAACGUGGACCCCCACGAGUUACUCAAAGAAAUGUUCGAAAUUGUUCCGCGGCGGCGUCUGCUUCCCUUCGUGUCCGCCGCGCGCCGUCGACGCUAGACACACAGGUCGACGACGACCGGGGCGGCUUGAUCACGGUGCACGAGCUCCAUCAAACGAUAAGGGAGAUCGGCCAGGAGCUGUCCAUCGACGACGUGCGUUUCUCCCGCGUUUCUUGAGUCAUAGAGUCCGAUGACGAGCCUUCGUUCAGUUUACAACCUUACUGACGCACCUUAUGAGAGACCAACCGAAGCGCCAUCCAUUUCCGUAGGACCCCUUUUUUUCUGAUCUGCCGCGGGUUGUUGUGUUUUCGUGUCGUGAUAAUUGUAACGCAGGUCUACAACCUCAUCAAGGACAUCGACGACGACGGGAAUGGUGCUUUAGACCUGGAGGAGUUCCACCUGCUCCUGCACCGCGUCGGCGUCGAGUUCGUCGGCAAGCCGGCGCACUAAUUAGUUACUGGGCGGCUGCGUAAUUCGUUCUAUUUUGAUUCAUUAGACAUC